CUCUUUGCGACAAUAUUUGGAGAGGUAGCAGAGCCUUUUGUUUUUUUUCGGGAAACUUUACAGCUUUGCCGUAAAAUGGACGGUGUAGGUGGAGAAAGUGUGCUGAAGGAUACAGGAGUUAGAGACUGCUGGGCUGGAAAGCGUUUAAAUAUACUAGAGAGAGCAAAAUAACCUGUGCAUUUGAGGGGAUGGAGUAAGCUGGUCGGUAAUGAAGUCGGGUAGCAGGCGAAAGCGAUACAGUUGUUGUUUGUUGGUACAUUAUAACCCGGCACUUGCUGAGUGAGAGAGUCUGGAGCUUGUACCGGGGCAGUCGAGCCUCGGGGCCAGCGAUGUCUCCACGAUACCCAACCUCCAGGAGAACGGGCCACGCACAACUUGUAUUUCAGCAGCCAGAAACACAGCCUAGCCCUGACUUUUCGAACUCCCUUGAAAAAUGAAAUCGAUUUCCUAAAUCCUCAAUCGUUAAGACUCAGUUGAUUUUAUUUUCAUUUUGGCUGCGAUAGUGCUGAGCAGGACUGAAUGCAAAAGACCCUGUGUGCUCUGAAAAGCUGACUAUGUACAGCCUCCCUGGAAGGAGGUCACCUGGACAGGAUGCUGAAACCUGCUCUCGUCCCCUGUCUCAGGCCCGUGUCUACUUGGAGCAGAUCCGGAGUCGAGUGUCUCCCAACAUCUCGGAGAGCCAUCAGGCACUCAGAAGCACAACCACCAAAAGAGACUACCUUGUUGAUGCGGCGAAGCAGAUCCGCUUGGCCUUGGACAGAGAGGUCAAUGAGGAUUAUGAAGCUGCAUUUAACUAUUACAAGAAUGGUGUGGAUCUGCUACUGAAGGGAGUACAAGUUGAUCCAAACAAAGAGCGUCGUGAGGCUGUGAAACGAAAAACAACCCAGUAUUUGAAGCGAGCCGAGGAAAUAUUCAACUCUCACUUACAGGGAAGCUUAGGAAACGGUACCGAUGAUUCAGGGGGUUUCAGUAGCCUGAGGUUUCGGCCAAAUAGAAUUCUCAGCUCACCAGUAGAGGAUCUGAAAACAUCCAAAGUCAUAGCAAUAGUUGACAAGGUGCUGUUAGUGCAGAAUCCGUCCUACAAGGAGCCCUUCAUAGUGAAAAGUCUACCCAAAUGUAGCCUGGUGAAUCGUGAAUGUCCGACAAUUAUACCACAGGGUGUUCCGUUUAUGGUGCAACUUCUGCAGUAUUUUGUCAGUGAUGACGCAGUCUUCCUUCACCUGGAGCACAUACCAGCAGGGAAGCUCUGGUCUCAGCUGCGUCACCUCCGUCAAUCUGUUGCAGAAAAGGGUUUGGAAUUUCCAGAAUGCUCCAGUCCACAUCACACAACCAUUAAAAUGAGAAACAGCUACACUGCUCCCUCUCUGUCAUCCAUGUGCUAUGACAAUUCCGUACUUCCACCCAACAGCAAGAGGGAACAGCAAAAAGACACCAAGAAAGAAAGAAAUGGUGAAUGUGACAAUAAAUAUGGUUACAGCACUGAUGGUAUCAAUGAUGCCAAAUCAAGUAUGUCACAAGGAUUUGUGAAAGACCAGGCAUCCCACCAAAUAAAUGGCUCAGACCAACUAAGUACACACAGUGCAAGUGCAAACAAGGCAAAGAUCUGGCGGGGAAAUAAUGGAAUUUCAAAGGGUUGCAUAGCAUUGAAUGGCUUGCGGGAGAGUGCUGAGGGAACAAGCUUUCAAGUGGCGCAGCUGAUAUACAGCGCGGAUGUAACUUUUGACCUCACUGCUUUGCUUCCUGCAAAGGAUGCUGAGUUGACUCCAAGCAAUAAAACUGCAAAUCAUGCCAUGACAAUAACUGUGGACCAUUUAAUGCAAAAUGACCUUCAGAGUGAAAAGAGUCAGCUUCUCUACAAGGAUAAGAGUUUACGGUCUGGUGAAUGUUUCUUACAGACAAAAAGCUUCAAUGACGCAUUGAGUCCAAAGUCAUCCGAAACUAACCAAAGCCAAGCAGCUUCAGAUUUGUUAAAAGAAAAGGCUAUUUUAAUUCAAGAGGAGCCUGUGAAUGGAUCAAGUCCAAUUAGAAGUCCAGUUAGAGCCACCAGCUUGAACUUGAAGGCUAGCAGACGGCAAGGGCAAAGGGGUUCAUACCAAAUUACAGUCAAUCCUUUAGAUACUAUUGCAGAUAGUAGCAAAGUCGCCGGUGUUAUGGAUAAUUCUGAGCUAGUCCUUGUCGGAACAUCGUCUGUAAUGCCUGUGAGAAAUACAACUGUCACAGUGUUGGGAAAGGGGCUGUCUGAGCAGAAGACUUCCCUGAGUGUUCUCAGCCCUGUACAACAACCUAGUACACAUUUGAUAUCAUCUUUAAUUGAACAACCAGUAAAGUCAUUAAAAUCGAAAGGCAUCUCGACUAAUGACAUGGAAGUGUUGAAUCAUGAAGGUGAAGGCCCUAAGAUUGACCAUCUGUUUAAACUUCCAAGCCAAAUUCCAGUUCCUGAAACCAAUCGUGACCAUGAGGACUGUGAUGCCAGAACUAUUUCGUGCACUGGGUGCCUUUGUAAAGCUGAGAAUGGAAGGUGCUGUAGCAGGAUUUCAGGAUCCUCAGCUCCUGACAAAGCAGAAGAAAGGGAGUUUGCAUCUUUUUCAACUCCACAUUCAAAUGCUGACCUGCCUGAUCCAAACCAAGCCUCCUCGGGUCUGACCGAGGAUCACAUUAGAAUCUGGGCAGCUGAGAUGGUGCUUGCUUUAGAAAGCCUUCAUCAGCAGGGAAUUAUUUGUCUGGAUCUAAAUCCAAGUAAUAUACUUGUGGAUAAUGCAGGUCACGUUUGCCUCACGUACUUUGGCCAGUGGAACGAAGUUGAAGUUCAGUGUAGCACCAAAGCCAUAGAGGAUAUGUAUUGUGCACCAGAAGUCGGUGGGGUUGGAAGAGUAACAGAGGCCUGUGACUGGUGGAGCCUUGGAGCAUUGCUAUUUGAACUUCUAACCGGGACGACUCUGUCUCAGUGCUAUCCUUCCAGAAUCCAUUCUCACACCCAGCUCCGACUCCCGGACCAUCUCAGUCCUGCUGCAGUGUCACUUCUCCAACAGUUGUUGCAGUGGGAUUACCGCUGCCGGCUUGGUUCUGGCGAGAAUGGAGCACAGGAGAUAAAAUCUCACUCCUUUUUCCGCACUUUGAACUGGGACAAGCUGAACGGUUAUAGAUGAGGAGCAUCACAGGAAAUCCUCUACCUGACGUAAUGACCAACAACAAAAGCUUGGAAGGAGAACAGUGUACUCUGAUGAUCAGGGAAUUUGUGCACUAUGCUGACUCUCAAACAAUUUCCACAGCCGUGAUCUACAGUGGAGUGUAGCUAAGACUGGAGAUUUAUCAGGCAUGUUUAAGCCAGUUACAGUAACACUAAAGCUGAUCAUGGGUUUCUCUAGCUUGCUAUGACAAUGCCCAUAUUGUCAAAGACCGAAUCAGACACACUUACUUCAGUAAAUUUUUAACCUUGAUCAAGUGACAUUAAUCAUUUUUGUGAUGAGAUGUACUCGGACAUGAUGGCCCUUUCUGGUUAAGGAUCCCUUGUUAUCUGGCAUCCAGCUCCUCUUACCCCAUAAGGGAAUCCCCAUCUCUCAAUUUUUCAGUCCGAUGUCUUUGUCUUUCUCCUUGCCACCUCUGUAGCAAAAACCAUGUUUCAUGCCAAAUGAUCAGGUUUGUUCCCUUGCCUGAGCCCACCAAUGCAGGUAAGGUUGGUAAUCUCAAACUGUCUUUGCCUGAAUGUCAAAAAUGUAUCAAGGUCUAUGGUGCUAAAACUAAAGUGGGGCCCAAUGAUUAACUGGAUCAGAAACAUUUGCAACUUUUAAGUUAUGGUUCACUCACAGUCCAGAGUUGUCCAAUUCACCUAACCUUGAUUUGAGGUUUUUCCCCCUCAUUUUUACACAAGCAAGAAAUUCAUGGGAAAUGAAGAUGGGAUUUUCUUAUCAAAUGAAAAUACAGUUGCAUGUUUUGAGACUUCAUUUUGAUUAUUUAGUGCUUCCACCAGAAUAAAAUCAUCUUAAGAUGUCUCUUGUUUCCCCUCCUGUCAUGGGAAAGUGUCUGACUGGUGGUGUGAGAUCAGACAUUCAGGAAUUUCAAUGAGGAAAAGACCCUGGGUAAGUAUCUACUAAGUAGUGUAUGCCCUACUAUCCUUUUGAGGUCACACAUUGAGCCUGGGGUAAUCCGAGCUACCAGACUGCUCUAUUUUAAAUACCUUACAGAACUUUAACAAAAAAGCAUUGAAGCAAUUUGACUUGUGUGUCAGUGAAUGGGGAUCUGCAUUUUGGCAGCUUUUAUACUACUACACUGCUCUGGAAAGCAAGCCCAACUACUCCCAGAAUUAUUGCUAAAGUUAAAGGUUUUUAACAAGUAUACAAAAUUCCUGACUCACUUGUCUACCGACCCAGGUUGAUGAUUCUAUAUUUAACAAGUAUUACUAUUUGUUAUGAAUAAAUGGGUAAAUAAUUAUGAAUCAUUGUCAUAUGACACUAGUUGAAACUCUUAAACCCCUUAUAAGGACUUGGAAGGCAAUCUAAUGGUCCCUUGUUCACAAGAUUAGUUUCCUUUGUCUCACCAGGAUGUGCUGACCCUCGACUCUCCUUCAGCACUUGCUUGCAGAAGGCAGAAGGCACAAGGUGGGUAGGUUCAUGCAUAACAGUUUCUGGCUUACUGGUUAAGAGCCACAGUUUACAAAAAACAGAGCAAAAAAUAAACUGGUCAUCUUGAGGUACAAGAUGGUUUUACCUACAGAACAGUAACCGCUCUCCUUCCAGAAGUCCAAUGGUUUCUGUCCCAACGUUUAUACCUGCAAGCUGUUCAGCUACCUGGGAACCAAUCACGCAGUUAGUGGCAAGUAGAAGGCUUUUGUCAUCAAUAACCAGUCGCUAGUCCAUUGACCAAUCAACUCCUUGUUACCAGUCAAAGCUCUUUUUGGACACACCCCUUGGCUUCAGUUCGUUUGUAAAUUAGGUUUUCACUACUGCUUGAAGUAGUUUUUUCAAAUCAACCUGUUCAGAGAUGUUACGACACACUCCUGGAGCAGAUGAGACUUGAACCCAGGUCUUCUGGCUGAGAGGUAAGGAUAUUACCAUUGCACCACAAGAACCCAAGAUGUAGCUGUGUAAACAGUGCUUACAAUGGGUGUCAGAUAACUUUUUAAAAAAUAUAGCAAUCUUUCAACACUCCUUGCAUUUUACAACAGAUCUUUUCUUAUUUCUGCCCACAAUAAAAAAUACAAAGGGGGGAAAAUAGUCUUUACACAGCUGCUGGUUCUGAGUCAUUACAGAAGUUUGUCUCGAACAUCCAUAACUGUGCAAACCUGUGGUUAUGGUGCAUAUUUUACUCCUUUCAGGACUCUGCUUGUUCUGCCUGGUCAACCGUUUGAACAGAUGAGGGAAAUUGUCAUCAACGAAACUUUAAUCUAAGUGAGAUAACAAAGUGUGGAGCUGGAUGAA
Stegostoma tigrinum is the source of this 5414-nucleotide messenger RNA. RefSeq names its product ribosomal protein S6 kinase-like 1 (gene rps6kl1). The coding region runs from base 555 to 3146 and encodes 863 amino acids. The transcript is spliced from 11 exons. Lineage: Eukaryota; Metazoa; Chordata; Chondrichthyes; Orectolobiformes; Stegostomatidae. Gene Ontology annotation, biological process: protein phosphorylation. The record is from RefSeq and is a predicted model, not a curated record. Gene Ontology annotation, molecular function: ATP binding; protein kinase activity.